AUGUGCGAUGAACUCAUCCAAACUAGCCUUAAUACUCUGCGUGACGGUGUGCAACGUGCCCCGGAUGCAUCCGCAAAGAAAGAACUUCGCAUCAAGACUCGCGCACUAGAGGCAUUCCAGGCGGAGCUGGAGCACAGGCUUCUCGGACAUGUCGACCACAUGCAUGCUCUUCGCGGCCGUAUACGGCGCGAACAGGCUGAGAAGACGUCGUUGCGAGACGAAAUCAUGCGCCUCCGGGCAGAACGAGAACAAGUCGCUGUUCGCAAAGAAGCUGUCAGAUCUAAACACGAAAAAGCGAAAAGUGAGGCAUUGCACCAACUCGGUACCUCUUCAGCCAUGCACGAUAUUGAUCUCGCCGUAGAGCGUGGUCGUGGCGCCGACGACUUGUCGCCGGCGGCUGAGAAGAAAGCCAAUCUGGCAAACCUUGAGCUCCUUAUUUCCAGAAUAACCGACCAAGCGUGCACCAAGAGUGAUGUUGGCGGCACAGCUCGACAAUUGAGGGACUUCAAUGCCUUUCUCGAAAGAGCGGCAUUGGCUUUGGAAAACAGAUGA
Messenger RNA from Verticillium alfalfae VaMs.102, 552 nucleotides. RefSeq lists its product as hypothetical. The record is from RefSeq and is a predicted model, not a curated record. Bases 1 to 552 code for a protein of 183 amino acids. The transcript has 3 exons. Lineage: Eukaryota; Fungi; Ascomycota; Sordariomycetes; Glomerellales; Plectosphaerellaceae.